This is a messenger RNA of Trifolium pratense (red clover), 1374 nucleotides long. RefSeq names its product PGR5-like protein 1A, chloroplastic. The coding region runs from base 141 to 1097 and encodes 318 amino acids. Gene Ontology annotation, molecular function: oxidoreductase activity, acting on iron-sulfur proteins as donors. The record is from RefSeq and is a predicted model, not a curated record. NCBI's taxonomy places the organism in Eukaryota, Viridiplantae, Streptophyta, Magnoliopsida, Fabales, Fabaceae. The transcript is spliced from 11 exons. Gene Ontology annotation, biological process: photosynthetic electron transport in photosystem I. Gene Ontology annotation, cellular component: chloroplast thylakoid membrane.
GUUGCGUUUCCCUCCACACGUUCUCAUUUGCCUUAUCUUCAAGCUACUAGUCUCAAAAAAUUUCCCUUUUUUUCUUAACAUACCAAAUUAAUUCUGAAAAUUUCUCAGAGUCACCACCACUAUUGCUUGCAAUAAUCACCAUGUUCACAGCAACCAAAGUAGCUUUCACAUUAACACCCCCUCGUCUAUGUACUGCACCCCCAACACCAUCCAUUCCAAUUUCUUCUUCAUUUUCUCGUCCUCAAUUCACUUCCCGCCACUUAUGUCUUCGCCGGAGAUUAUUCUUACUUUCCCCUAAAGCCACCGCUGAUCAAGGGAACGUUGAAGGAGAUGGUGUUGUUGAUAGUAAUGUUCUACCAUAUUGUAGCAUAGAUCAAAAGAAAGUCAAGAAAUCCGUUGGUGAACUCGAGCAAGAAUUUCUUCAAGCUCUUCAAUCAUUCUAUUAUGAGGGAAAGGCUAUUAUGUCGAAUGAAGAAUUUGAUAAUCUCAAGGAAGAACUCAUGUGGGAAGGAAGCAGUGUUGUUAUGCUAAGUUCAGAUGAGCAAAAAUUUCUUGAAGCUUCUAUGGCUUAUGUAUCUGGAAAUCCAAUUUUGAAUGACAGAGAGUAUGAUGCAUUGAAAUUGAGGCUAAAGAGGGAAGGGAGUGAAAUUGUGGUCGAGGGUCCAAGGUGCAGCCUUCGAAGUAGAAAGGUUUACAGUGACCUGUCCGUUGACUAUUUAAAGAUGUUCUUGCUGAAUGUCCCAGCCACGGUGGUUGCAUUAGGAUUGUUCUUCUUCCUUGAUGAUAUAACUGGAUUUGAGAUCACUUACUUGCUAGAGCUGCCGGAGCCUUUUAGUUUCAUUUUCACUUGGUUUGCUGCUGUUCCCCUCAUUGUAUAUCUAGCUCUAUCAUUAACAAGAGCCAUUAUCAAAGAUUUUGUGAUUUUAAAGGGUCCCUGCCCAAACUGUGGACAUGAAAAUACCUCCUUCUUCGGGACUAUACUGUCAAUUUCAAGUGGUGGUUCCAACAACAAAGUCAAAUGCUCCGACUGUGGAACUGAAAUGGUUUAUGAUUCAAGUACAAGAUUGAUUACAUUGCCAGAAGGAAGUAAUGCCUAAGUGGAGGUAUUCCUGGAAACCAUAUUCAUUGUUCAAGCAAUGGAAGCUCAUUAAUAGGAGUUACUAUGAAAGUGACAAAUUUAUGAAUCAGCAAUGUGCUGUAUUAUGUUAUCACUGUCACUCAUAAUGUGUGUGAAUGUGUCACACUAUCCUACUUGUAAGUAUAUGGGCUUUGUAUACUUGUAAGUAAUAUGGACUUUGUAUAGCAUACACUGCAUUGUUUACUGGAAGAAGAGUUAUGAGGGUGCUUAACACCAUCAAUGAGUCUAACCUUAAA